AUGAACAAGGUUUAUAGCCCGAUUUGGAGGGUGUCGAAAUUCAGUACCGCGGCAGCGGUCAGAUCGGGAAAUGCGUCUGAAAUGGCGCAUUUUGCCGAGCUCGCUCAAUCUUGGUGGGAUCCUAACGGCCCGCAACGCGUGCUUAACAAAAUGAACUGGAUGCGUAUGGACUACAUUGCCCACACAUUGAAGGAGACCAGUGCCAACGUGCCAGGUUAUUCGCUGGAUUUAUUGCCACCCAACAUGAGAUCCCAGUUUAAAGAGCCUGCGAAAAAGCUGAUGGUGCUGGACAUCGGCUGUGGAGGUGGCUUGCUGAGCGAGUCGCUGGCCCGUAGGCCCUACGUGAAAAGCGUUUUGGGGAUUGACGUUACACCUGAAGUUAUUAAAGUUGCCAAGCAGCAUAAGAAAUUGGACCCCAAACUAUCUCAUCUGAGCUAUAAGCAGUCGACUGUGGAGUCAUUGGAUCCCGGCCACAAAUUCGACGUAAUUACCAUGUUCGAGGUGCUGGAGCAUCUGGACGAUCCACCGGCCACCCUUAGGGCUGCGCUGGAUCUGCUCAAUCCCGGAGGAUACAUUUUCAUGAGCACCAUCAAUCGCACAGCAGUUUCGUACUUGACCACUAUUCUCGUGGCCGAGCAUCUCAUGAAAAUGGUACCAAUAGGAACCCACACCUGGUCAAAGUAUAUUAAUGAGGGUGAGCUGCGCCGGUUCAUUGACGAACAGCCCGAUAUGCAGUUUGUAUCUUCGGAAGGCUGCAUGUUUGUGCCUGGAGUGCAAUCAUGGGUGCGCUUUGGACCGCGGAGCAAUGAUGUGUGUGGAAAUGUGCUCAACCGAACCAUUGGCAAGCAGGGAGGCAACUAUUUGUUUGCAGCCCGCAAACACUAA
This is a messenger RNA of Wickerhamiella sorbophila, 885 nucleotides long. Its product is annotated as Ubiquinone biosynthesis O-methyltransferase, mitochondrial. The transcript has a single exon. Gene Ontology annotation, biological process: ubiquinone biosynthetic process. The coding region runs from base 1 to 885 and encodes 294 amino acids. NCBI's taxonomy places the organism in Eukaryota, Fungi, Ascomycota, Dipodascomycetes, Dipodascales, Trichomonascaceae. The record is from RefSeq and is a predicted model, not a curated record. Gene Ontology annotation, molecular function: 2-methoxy-6-polyprenyl-1,4-benzoquinol methyltransferase activity.